Rotaria sordida is the source of this 1601-nucleotide messenger RNA. Lineage: Eukaryota; Metazoa; Rotifera; Eurotatoria; Philodinida; Philodinidae. The record is from the annotation of a GenBank genome assembly.
UCUUGCUAAUCACAGGCAAAUUGUUUUUAUACUAUCUAUUGUGGAUCUCAUUUCCUUUUAUUUAAUCUUUCAGAAAUGAAAUAACGAAGUAAUUCAUAUAUUAUCACGGGCCGUUAUUUAUAUACGAUCUGUGACGCGGAAGGGGGGAGGAGUAUCGUCAAAGUUCUGUCAGAGACCGAAAACGAAACGAACUAUAACGGUUCUAUUCGGUCUCUGAAAGCUACUAGAACAACCUGUCGAAUUCAAAAUUUUUAAACUCGAAUUUGAAUCAUACUCUUACUACUCUCAAUAAAAGUUUUUAAUCUAAACAUGAUAAUCGUUGCGAAGGUGUAAGAUACUUUUUCGUUUAUUUGUAUUCAGUGAAUAAGACAUUCUACACAUUUCUCAAUCAAUCUUGAUGAUAAUCUUAUGAUAAUCAAAUCAUAAUUGACUCUUACUUUUAGAAUAGUAACCGAUAGGCUCUAGCUACCAGUUUUCUUAAAUGGAUUCGGAUAGAUUUAUCGAUUCAAUGGUUAAGAAUUUAGUAGAUGUCUUCCAUCUGCUAAAUCCUACCUUUGGCUUGAUUCUGAUAACGAUAGAUUUUACUUGAGGACUUCGUUAUGCAGCUCGUCACCAUUAUCGAUAUAAAAAAAAACCUAUCUUUUCGUUGUUGACAAACGGUCAAAUCAUUUUUCACUUAUGUACUUUUGCAUAAAUAAUCACUUAAAACGUUAGAAGUAUCAUGUAAGAUCAAGUUAAUUAUAAUUAAAUAUUCGAUGGUUUUAAGUGAACUAUCUUAUACAUCAUCAAUGAGAACAUAAUUCAAGAUAGAUGACUCAAAAAUGUGUUAGUCGUCGACCAAAUAAAUCGAAUAUUGAAGAAUAUUUUUAAAUGUAAUACGAAUAAAUUCUAAAAUAGUUUUUCUAGAUCGGAACUAGGACUAAAACAAACUUAGUUCGCGCACAUCACUAGUUACGACUAUUAUUUCAAAAGCAAUUCAGGAUACGACUAUUUUAUCAAUAACAUUUUUUCUAUUCUUAUUCCAAUUUUACUUGAUACUGUUUCUUUAUGUAGUCUUUUGUAAUAGUUAAUAUAUAUUUUUUUCUCUUUAGAUUUAUCAGGAUAUAUGUGAUAAUGAGUCUUCAUCAAAUGAAUUACCACGUUAUCUUGUUCAUCGAUGUUCAAAUGGUUCAUCAGCAUCAUCAUUAUCUUUUUGUCCAUAUGAAGAUGUAUUAGGUGUUGGACAUGAACGAGGAUUUAUUUCAUUACUUGCACCGGGUGCAGGUGAACCAAAUUUUGAUACAUUAGAAGCAAAUCCAUAUCAAACAAAAAAACAACGAAAACAUGCAGAAGUUAAACAAUUACUUGAUAAAAUUCAACCAGAUAUGAUUACUUUAGAUAAUUCAAUAUUAAGUGAAAUUGAUCGAAAAACAUUCAUACGAAAACAAGAAGAAAAAAGAAAUAAUUUUAAUUUUAUUAAACCAAAAGAAUUGAUUAUUAAAUCGGAUAAGAAAAAAGGAAAAAUUGGUAAAAGACUUGCACGUAAAACACAAAUACGUGAUGCUAAACUUAAGGAAUAUCUUCAACAACAACAAUUAAAACGUAAAAAAACUAAAAAUUGA